AUGGAUGAAGAGGGUCAGACCAACCGCGAGGCCAACCUCAAGGAGGCCGUACGUUUCUGGCGGGCGUGGAAGACGGUGCACCAGAUGUGCAAGGACCGGGGAUACGAACUCACCGAUGAGGAAGUCAACCCCUCCCUCGACAAGUUCAAAGACGAGUACACCAACCACGAUGGCAGCGUGAACCGCCCGCGCCUUCAGUUCUCGGCCCGCCCCAGCGAGGAGAUGAUCAGGAAAUGCACACCACCGGCGACGCCUUCGAACCCGAGCCCCGAGACCGAGUGCGGCGAGAUCUACGUCGAGUUCAUGGCCGACAACCAGAUGGGCGUCAAGGAGAUCAAGAAGUUCGUCCAGACUGUGUCCGCGGGCAACUUCCGCGCCGGUAUUAUGGUUACCGUCGGCGCCCUGUCCCCGCAGGCCCGCAAGGCCAUCGGCGCCACCAGCGCCUACACACAGAUCGAGUGCUUCCUGCUCGAGGACCUGCUGGUCAACAUCACCCACCACGACCUCGUGCCCACCCACGUCGUCCUUAGUAAGGAGGAGAAGGCUGCGCUGCUCAAGAGGUACCGUCUGAAGGAGACCCAGCUUCCGCGUAUCCUGCUUAAGGACCCUAUUUCGCGGUACUACGGGUUGAGGAGGGGCCAAGUCGUCAAGAUCAUCCGGUCGAGUGAGACGGCAGGCCGGUACGCCAGUUACCGAUUGUGCGUCUGA
Molecule: messenger RNA, 708 nt
Organism: Diaporthe citri
Lineage: Eukaryota; Fungi; Ascomycota; Sordariomycetes; Diaporthales; Diaporthaceae
Exons: 3
Coding region: 1-708 (235 amino acids)
Biological process (GO): DNA-templated transcription
Cellular component (GO): RNA polymerase I complex; RNA polymerase II, core complex; RNA polymerase III complex
Molecular function (GO): DNA-directed RNA polymerase activity; DNA binding
Source: RefSeq, a predicted model, not a curated record